This is a messenger RNA of Seminavis robusta, 1626 nucleotides long. The record is from the annotation of a GenBank genome assembly. NCBI's taxonomy places the organism in Eukaryota, Bacillariophyta, Bacillariophyceae, Naviculales, Naviculaceae.
AAUGAUGCCAGUCUUCAUGGAAAGCUCUAUCUGACUGUUACUCUCAGAAUGAACAGAUCGUUUACCUGCCAAAGAGAUUGGCAAAGAUAGAUAUCUGUACCGUCACCAAGAUUUUGCUCCGCGAUGAACAGCACUAACAGCACAGCCCCAACAAUCGCUCCAACGACCGCUACCCCCACCGUCUCUCCAACAAAUCCGGGAGGAAGGAUUGAUGAUCUACGAUGGGCUUGUGGCCGUUCAGUGCCAGAUAAUCCAACCGGGGUACCCUUGUGCCUUCGUUUGAACGAAGGCGCCAACGUUUUUCUCAAUCCUCCCGAGCGCAGCCUGUGCCUAGAACCUGGCAGCAGCAACACAUGGUGCUACAAUCGCGUCAAAGGGGAUUCCGAUAUCUGCAGCUACUACCUUCGGAAUACAACUACUACCGGUAAUAUUUGGGAGAGCUUUUGGGAGGUUUCCGUAAGUGGCUAUCCCUUGGCUCAAGUCUCGUUGGACCCAUCGCAUGUCGAACCAUGUGCCCCGUCCGAAUGUAUGGUGGAAUUCUUCGAUCUGACAGGCAGUUCCUUGCCUGGAAUUGUUCCUUUCUCCUAUGCAUGCAUUCCUGACUUGUAUCCAACAAGUGCUCCUGGAGGUACUUCUAGUACGCAAGAAGGGGUUGGUCCGUUGAUGUUCCUGUUGAUCAUUCCAUUUGUGGUGGCAGUUGCUGUAAUGUCCACCUUUUGUUGCAAGAAACGUCCUCCCCCAGCCCCCGGUCAUAACCCCGAACAUCUUCCCCCAGGCCAUGCGAAUCAGCAUCAUCGACCACCAGCCCGUGCCCAUAAUAUUAUGACCAAUCAUCCUCACCCCCCUCCGCCGAGGCCCUCAGCGCCACCACCAGUGGCUCUGGCCAUUCCAGUGGCCACAGUUGGCACCUCCGUAGCAGAAGCGACACCGAUUACCCUCAGCACACGACAUCACCAUGCAUCCAUUCCCGUAGCUCAAGUAACGCCACUCGAUGAUGGAACAGCCUAACCAUGGCAGGUAGCAAUGACUCGAUCAAUCACGUCUGUGUGUGUGGCUUUCAAGAAACCCUUGGUCCUGUGGAGGAAACGCAGUGGACCCUCUGGGUAAGAGCGUUGCUCAAGGCACGGAGGAAACAAUCUAGCAUCCAACUUGCUUGCUCAAAGCAAUCAUGCUAUUUUGACCUGGUGCGCACUACCAUCUUCAGCAGUAAGGGUCGCUGAAGGAGAUGUAGAUGGAAGCAAAGCGGGCUCAUGCUACAACCGAGCUACUAGCUAGAUAUCAUACAUCUGCAAAGGUUUGUUACUGUGGUAUCUGUCAAAAGGACAACCAUGAAUACACCUGAACAGCUGCCUAAACAUAUUGUAGUUCCUGAACGCCCACAUGAGAGACAUGCAUACAUGUAGCUCGGAAUCAAAGGGACCGAGGUAGAGGACACCAUUUCGCCCUCUCAUGGAGGGUUUCGUACUAUUCGCCUUUCAAAAGUAGUGUUCUCGCAUCGCCAUACAAAGGCUCCCAGCAAUCAGGGGUAAGUCCUCCACCAAGAGCCUUUUUCAAUACUUGCAAGGUUUGAAGGCGGAAGACACACACCAUCUUUCGUUUCGGGCAUCAUUCAGAUUCCCGAUUUUC